AGAAUCUGGCUCAAGAUUCGAUAGCGUAGUUCUCUUUGCAGGGCAAAACCACCUGCUCUAUGUACAUUAGAUCGCUUUAAUCGACCGAAUUCGUUCAACUCAACCUCGACGACGGAUCUGUGAGGGAUGCCCGAGCCAGGGGUGGUCUACCGUGGCGCCAAGUACAACCAUGGCCCUGAAGGACAGUACGGCACCAUGGGUAGCAUGGGCACCUACGACAUUGAGGGCACCAGGCCCCCGAGUGACAAGUCCCUGCUUCGCCGGGGUGAUCCGGUGGACUCCGACAACGAGGAAACCAAGGUGAACAUGUGUGAGUUGGUGCUGGUACCCUGGGUGCUGCUGGCUUUGGUGCUUGGCUGCUACCUCAUCGCAGGUGCCAAUGGGCAGAUCGCCGUCCUGUGGAUCAUGCCACUGGUCUUGACCAUGCUGAUUUUGGCUUAUGUCAGAACCAGCUACCGACGGGGCGACAGCGACGAGGUGGUGUUAGGCUUCUUGGCGCUGACUGCAGUGGUCAUUGGCGCCGCCGUGGGCUUGUUUGCCAACUUCUUCAUGCUUCAAGAGUUGCAUCGGAUCAACCAAGGCGCUAGCUACUUCAAUGUACUUCCCUCCGAGCUGGCGUCGGCCCAUGGGGAUGCCUCAAGCAUGGUCUUCGUGAAUGGCACACGUCUCAACCUCGCGGAGUCCUUCGGAUUUACUGACGCCAACUCACAAUUGUCCACUGUUUAUUGUGUGGCUCCAGUGACCAACGGGGAGCCCAGCUUCAAACACAUCCAAUACUGGGCGGCCGGCAUCGAUUGCUGUGGCCAGACAAAGCCCUUCACGUGUGGCGAUGCUCAGAACCCCACGGCGCAGGGUGGGCUGAGACUGUCGCCCUUCGUCGAGGAUAGCAGCACCAAGAAGCUUUUUGAGCAAGCGAUCAAAGGCUCGUUGGACAAGUUUGGCUUGGUCGCCGGGAAUGAGUACAUCCUCCUGUCAUGGACCGAGAACCCAAUCCAAUACAGGGACAAUUUGUGGUAUGGCAGCUGGAAGUUGUUCAGCGUCUUCGCUGGAGUGUACUUGAUCAUCUCGGCGAUGGUGGGCUUCGUCAUCUUCCCCAUUCUGAAAGGCUCCUGAGUCGAGCGACCCGGCGGAGUUGCGCACCGCGGAGUGACCGGUGACCCGAAGGUCCGUCCUGGCGACAGCCAUGUGUGAACUGCAUGUUGUG
Durusdinium trenchii is the source of this 1204-nucleotide messenger RNA. Lineage: Eukaryota; Dinophyceae; Suessiales; Symbiodiniaceae. The record is from the annotation of a GenBank genome assembly.